AGCGCCCACACGCUGAAAGCUCCGCAAUCCAGACUCCAGACCAGAGCAGAGAAGCAGCACCGGACAGGCUCCCCAUGCUCACAAACGCACCAUCCGAACCGUUUCUUCACCCCCGUGGACACUAAGUCCCGCAGCUCUGCCGGGAUGGAUUUCUUGGACAUGCGCUCACCUUAUGACUACACCUUUAAUUUCUGGAACGACUACCUCGGUCUGUCCACGCUUGUCGCUAAAAACAAGAUCAACAGCCCGUCCUGCAACCCCAACUCCAUAACGGAGUCUCUGAAAGCGACCCUGGGUUUGGAGGACGACUCUCCGGUCUGCUCCUGCCUGGUGGGGCAGGGCAGAGACGCAGACGGACCCCUGGACGGUUGCUGCUGCUGCUGCUGCGGGGCGGCCCCGGGCUCCCCGCCGAUCUCCAUCUACGACCUGAAGGAGCGCAUCUCUCUCCUCAGACCGUACGAGCAGCUGGGGGGCAGAGAGUGCCCCUCCCACGGAGGGAGCUUCAGCGCCCUCGACCUGUUCUCCGCGGAGCGCGUCCGGCGCAAGCAGACCCAGAGGGGCAAACCGGAGCCGAAGGUGUGCGUCUUCUGUCGGAACAACGGCGCGCCGGAGGAGGUGUACGGCACGCACAUCCUGAAGACGGCGGACGGGAGGGUCCUGUGCCCGAUCCUGCGGGCGUACACCUGCCCGCUGUGCAGCGCCAACGGCGACAACGCGCACACCAUCAAGUACUGCCCGCUCUCCAAGGACCAGGCGAGCCAGAGGGCGCCCAAGGGGGGCAGAGCGUUCGGCAAAAGACUGAAGAUCUUCUGAGCGAGAGCAGCGGCCACGCUGGAGUUGCACUGUUUGGAGUCACUAAUGCGGAGAGAACGACUUGAAGAAAAAUACGUUUCCGUUUUUUUUGGUUUUUUUUUUGUUUUUUACUAUAUGUCACAGCUUUGUUUGUAAAUGCUUUGGUCUAUACUGUAACCGUAUGAGCACAUAGUUUACACUCGGACGCGCCGUGCGUCAUAGUCGCCCCCCCCCCAGCACUCUAAAGAUAAGAACCAAAGUACUGUCCAGCUCGACCUGUGAAUGACCACUUCCACGCUGCCGUGGGGGAAAGUUUUGAACAGACAGCCCCGUGCAUGCACCUCAGCUCAUGACACGCCAGCGUAAGUGAAUGUGCAGCUCUCUUCCUGCCAGGCCAACGGCUGCUGUCCACUGGUCUGUGGAGGUGGGGGACCCAUGACAGGGGGCCCAAGAUGCAAACACUUCCUGACAUUCAGCACAUAUUUUCCUGAGAUACGCGUUUUCUACCAAAGGAAUACACUUUUAUAUAUAGAAACUUAUACCGCAAGGGGAUUUUAUGGACAGUUUCCAUGUUGGAUGUCUUAUAUUCUAUAUGUGAGUGGCAGUGAUGAUAAAAUUAAAGCUAACUGGACAACAAAGGACAAUACCUGACAUGCAAUUCUGGCCAAACUAGUUCAUUUUUGUCCAAGAAAAAAAAAAAGAAAAAAAGAAAUCCGAUUGUUUUUUUUUAAUGUGGAAAUGUUGAUUCUUGUAAAUGUAUAAAUAAUUUUAGAAAUGAAAAGCCUGACAUUCCAAAGUCUUUACGUGUCAAUAGAAACGUUUUAUGUACUUAUUUUUACCUUAUGUACCACUGGGGGAUAUAUUCACUGUUAAAGACACAUAAAUAAACAUGUGAUUUGCAGAUAA
Molecule: messenger RNA, 1698 nt
Organism: Fundulus heteroclitus (mummichog)
Lineage: Eukaryota; Metazoa; Chordata; Actinopteri; Cyprinodontiformes; Fundulidae
Product: nanos homolog 1
Exons: 1
Coding region: 145-813 (222 amino acids)
Biological process (GO): oogenesis; negative regulation of translation
Cellular component (GO): perinuclear region of cytoplasm
Molecular function (GO): mRNA binding; zinc ion binding
Source: RefSeq, a predicted model, not a curated record